Guyanagaster necrorhizus is the source of this 1451-nucleotide messenger RNA. RefSeq lists its product as uncharacterized. Gene Ontology annotation, molecular function: protein binding; 6-phosphogluconolactonase activity. The transcript has a single exon. The record is from RefSeq and is a predicted model, not a curated record. Lineage: Eukaryota; Fungi; Basidiomycota; Agaricomycetes; Agaricales; Physalacriaceae. Bases 23 to 1006 code for a protein of 327 amino acids.
CCACAAACUCCUGCGCCACAUCAUGGACAUCCACAUUCUUUCCGGGUCCUUCACCUCGUUCUCCCUCUUCCUCCUUGCCUUCUCGCCGCUCAACCACUCGCUCCGCCUUCUCCAUACCGUACCCGCUGUCGGCCCACACCAGUACAUAGCACAGACGCCUCACGCUGUGUACGCGACGACAUGGGCAUCUCCACCGGCCCUGCACGCGUGGACACUUCCUUCGCUAGCGCACAUCGGAAGCACUCCCAUAACGGCAACGUCAUCCUAUAUCACAAUCCUUGACUCUCACGCGUACUCCGUGGGUGGGCCCACAGGAGAGGUUCACAUACUUGACCCAGCAACCGGAGCGUGGAAACGGAAAAUACAAGAGAUUCUAUUUGUCGAUUCCGGAAAGCUGGACGAAGCUGAUAAGACAAGGAAAGCGCUGAGAUACGGUUCUCAUGCGAUAGAGUUCACAGGCGACGGAAGCUAUGGUUUCGUGCCGGUCCUCGGGACGGAAGAGAUCCAUGUCUUCAAGAGAGGUACCAAUGGGACGCUCGAACGCGUAGCGAAAGCCAAAGGUCAUGCAGGAGACGGUCCAAGGCACGUUAAAGUACAUCCAAACGGAGAGGUUGUCUACUGCGUGACAGAACAUAGUAUGUUUUUCCUAACAUUUUCGAAAAUCGGAAUGCUUGAGAGAUGCGCGCAGCCAACAAACUGGACAUAUAUACUUUUAAUACAACACCUACGCCAUCUCUCAAGCUCGUCUCUUCGAAGCCCAUCUACGCUUCCGGUUCAGCCCACUCCUACAGGGGCGACACGCUGCUACUCGCGCCUUCAGCUGACCAAAUUUUCACGACCACUCGUGGAGCAACGCACCUCGACCCGGGAUACAUCGCUGUUUUUUCUCUCUCCUCAUCUGGUCUGCCUAGUGGCCAGGUUGAGUACUACGAGACCCCUACCUCAGGAGGGAAAGCCCACGCCAUCGAGUUGCUCUCAAAGGCUUUUGAGUCGUCCACCACUGUGAAUCAGGAAUCUCUCUCUAUCCCGGCCGAGUCCGUAUGGAUAGUCUUAACAGACGACGACCCAUGCACACAGACGUCUGAACGCUGUGCGAGUGUACGAAUACUUGAGUGGGAUGGCUGGAAUACAGGUGGAAUACGCGAAGUGGCGGCGUACACUGGGACGGAGAUGCAAGGUGGCAGUCAUGCGAUUUUCUUGCGCGCGCAUGUGGAUGCCGAGGAGGUGGUGCGGCAUGAUGAACUGUAGAGCGGCCAAUGGGGUCGCGUAUGUUCUUUAGGCCAAUCGUGCUAUUUCAAUUUGGAACUUGGCGGGACUCAGAUAUUCCUCUCGCUGCGUAUGGGCCCAAGUGGAAUGAUAUCUCCUUCUGCUAGACUGGAUUAGAGUACAGUACGUAUUGUUGAUGAUUCGAGCUUUGACCAACGUGUAUAAUGCUACCAUAUAUUCACGAC